Molecule: messenger RNA, 1686 nt
Organism: Desarmillaria tabescens
Lineage: Eukaryota; Fungi; Basidiomycota; Agaricomycetes; Agaricales; Physalacriaceae
Product: Fungalysin metallopeptidase-domain-containing protein
Exons: 12
Coding region: 1-1686 (561 amino acids)
Molecular function (GO): metalloendopeptidase activity; zinc ion binding
Source: RefSeq, a predicted model, not a curated record
AUGCGCGCUCUUGGUACCAGGUUUUUCUAUACCAUACUCCUCGUAGUAUCCCUUGUCAAGGCUUCACCCUGGCCAGGCUACCUGAAAUACUCUACCCAUGGGCUCAAGAUGAUUGGGCGCGACUUGAAGGUCGACAGUUAUCACCCCAAGACGACUUACAAGACUUACGGAGAAGGGAAAGAGGUUGCUUCCUUUGUUAAUGGUGACCUGGAAAAGUCUACGAUCUCCUUCAUUUCCUCAGAACUUGGUGUCGACCCAUCUACUAUCGCCUAUAACUCUGGCCAUACGGCAGACAACGACAUGAGCUACGCCUAUGCGAAGCAAUCAUAUGACGGGGUUCCCUUGGCUAAUGCUGUUGCCAAUGUCGCUUUCAGGAAUGGCAAAGCAGUUGCUUUUGGGACCUCGUUCGUGGAUACCUCAACCAUUGCGUCCUCCCAGCCAUCUAUCACGCUCGACUCAAUUAUUAGUAAAGUCGAGGAUGCCUUCGACGCCACCUACAAUGGCAUAAACUCGCUCGAAUAUCUAGCCCAAGCUGAUGGAUCCGUCGCCCUCACUUAUGUAUUGCAAGUCCAGAACACCGACACCAAUGCCGGCUAUGAAGCAUUUGUUGAUGCCCAUUCCGGAAAUAUCGUUGGGAGCACCGAUUUCCUCGCUGAAGCUACGUACACGGUUUUGCCUAUCACUAAGCAAUCGGUGUUGGAGGGCGAAGAAACUCUAGUCAAUCCCGAAGACUUUCAAUCUUCUCCCAUCGGUUGGGUGCAGAAUGGCGAGACUGCGUUUGAAACAAUGUCGUGGCCUACAAGGGCACUCCGAGCAGUACGAACUAAAGAAUCAUCCUCCGAUACCUUUGAUUACCCAUAUGAUGUCUCGUAUGGCUGGACUGAAUCUGCAUAUAACUUUCAAUUAGACAAUUUUGGCAAAGGAGGAGCCGGAGGAGAUCGCGUCCAGAUGUCCGUACAAGACUCUUCAGGAUAUAAUAAUGCCAAUUUUUCUGACUCUUCCAGAGUAAGGCCCGGUCAGAACGGUACUUGCCGCAUGUAUGUCUUUACUAUGACUACGCCCCGUCGCGACGGAGACUUGCAGAACGACAUAAUCGUCCAUGAGUUUACGCAUGGUCUUACUAAUCGUAUGACUGGCGGUGGAACGGCUCGAUGUUUACAAACUUAUGAAUCUGCUGGGAUGGGCGAAGGAUGGUCUGAUGCGAUGGCAGAUUGGACCGAACAAAAGGGCGGGAACAUAACUGACUUUGUGACAGGAACUUGGGUCAUGAACAAUACUGCCGGUGUACGCCAUUACCCAUACUCCACAGAUGCCGCUGUCAACCCUCUCCGUUACUCGUCACUUUCUUCACUCUACGAAGUUCACGAUAUUGGAGAAGUGUGGGCGAACAUGCUUCACAACGUACACGCACUCCUUGUUGAAGCCAACGGAUGGUCUCCGACUGCUAUGUCUGAUCCCUCUGGAUCUGAAGGAAACAUCGUUUAUCUCCACCUCUUCAUCGAUGCACUUGCCCUGCAGCCUUGCAAUCCAACCUUUGUCGACGCGCGCAACGCUUGGAUCCAAGCAGACGUGAACCGCUACAAUGGAGACCAUGCUUGUACCCUCUGGAUUGCAUUCGCAAGCCGUGGCUUAGGAAUCGAUGCUGACCACUACAUCGACGAUGAGACUAUUCCGUAUGAUUGUUGA